UCAGCCGUCACACAAUCUUCAACGCCUGUCGUCCAGGUGACGUCUGCUUCAAUCACUGCUUCAGCAUCAUCGUCAACCAUGACACAAUCUUCAACACCUGUUCUCCAAUCCACGUCAGCUACAAUCACUCCUACAACAUCAUCGUCAGCUGUGACACAAUCUUCAACAUCUGUUGUCCAGUCGGCGUCUUCUACAACCGCUGCUUCAACAUCAUCGUCAGCUGUGACACAAUCUUCAACACCUGUUGUCCAGUCGAUGUCUGCCGCCAUCGCUGCUUCAGCAUCAUCGUCAACUGUAACACAAUCUACAACGCCUGUUGCCCAGCCGACGUCUGCUACAAUCGCUACUUCUGCAUCAUCCUCAACGUCUGUUGCCGAAUCGACGUCUGUCACAAUUGCUGCUUCAGUAUCCCCCUCAACGCCUUUUGUGCAGUCGACUUUUGCUACAAUCACUCCUUCGACAUUAUCUUCAGGUGUCACACAAUCUUCAACACCUGUUGUCCAGUCGAUGUCUGCUGCCAUCGCUGCUUCAGCAUCAUCGUCAGCUGUAACACAAUCUUCAACACCUGUUGCCCAGCCGACGCCUAAUACAAUCGCUGCUUCAACAUCAUCCUCAACGUCUGUUGCCAAAUUGACGUCUGUCACAAUUGCUGCUUCAGUAUCCCCCUCAACGCCUUUUGUGCAGUCGACUUUUGCUACAAUCACUCCUUCGACAUUAUCUUCAGGUGUCACACAAUCUUCAAUACCUGUUGUCCAGUCGGCGUCUUCUACAACCGCUGCUUCAACAUCAUCGUCAGCUGUAACACAAUCUUCAACACCUGUUGUCCAGUCGACGUCUGCCACAAUCGCUGCUUCAACAUCAUCUUCAGGACCUGUUGCCCAAACGACAUCUGCCACAAUCACUGCUUCAGUAUCAUCCUCAACGCCUGUUGCCCAGCCGACGUCUGCUACAAUCACUGCUUCAGCAUCAUCUUCAAAGUUUGUUUCCCAAUCGUCUUCUCCCACAACGGCUUCUUCCCCAUCAUCCUCAACGCCUGUUGCUCAGACGACAUCUGCUACAAUCACUCCUUCAACGUCCUCAUCAGCCGUCACACAAUCUUCAACGCCUGUCGUCCAGGUGACGUCUGCUUCAAUCACUGCUUCAGCAUCAUCGUCAACCAUGACACAAUCUUCAACACCUGUUCUCCAAUCCACGUCAGCUACAAUCACUCCUACAACAUCAUCGUCAGCUGUGACACAAUCUUCAACAUCUGUUGUCCAGUCGGCGUCUUCUACAACCGCUGCUUCAACAUCAUCGUCAGCUGUGACACAAUCUUCAACACCUGUUGUCCAGUCGAUGUCUGCUGCCAUCGCUGCUUCAGCAUCAUCGUCAACUGUAACACAAUCUACAACGCCUGUUGCCCAGCCGACGACUGCUACAAUCGCUACUUCUGCAUCAUCCUCAACGUCUGUUGCCAAAUCGACGUCUGUCACAAUUGCUGCUUCAGUAUCCCCCUCAACGCCUUUUGUGCAGUCGACUUUUGCUACAAUCACUCCUUCGACAUUAUCUUCAGGACCUGUUGCCCAAACGACAUCUGCCACAAUCACUGCUUCAGUAUCAUCCUCAACGCCUGUUGCCCAGCCGACGUCUGCUACAAUCACUGCUUCAGCAUCAUCUUCAAAGUUUGUUUCCCAAUCGUCUUCUCCCACAACGGCUUCUUCCCCAUCAUCCUCAACGCCUGUUGCUCAGACGACAUCUGCUACAAUCACUCCUUCAACGUCCUCAUCAGCCGUCACACAAUCUUCAACGCCUGUCGUCCAGGUGACGUCUGCUUCAAUCACUGCUUCAGCAUCAUCGUCAACCAUGACACAAUCUUCAACACCUGUUCUCCAAUCCACGUCUUCAACAUCUGUUGUCCAGUCGGCGUCUUCUACAACCUCGAUGUCUGCUGCCAUCGCUGCUUCAGCAUCAUCGUCAACUGUAACACAAUCUACAACGCCUGUUGCCCAGCCGACGACUGCUACAAUCGCUACUUCUGCAUCAUCCUCAACGUGUCACACAAUCUUCAACACCUGUUGUCCAGUCGAUGUCUGCUGCCAUCGCUGCUUCAGCAUCAUCGUCAACUGUAACACAAUCUACAACGCCUUUUGCCCAGCCGACGUCUGCUACAAUCGCUACUUCUGCAUCAUCCUCAACGUCUUAUCAUCCUCAACGCCUGUUGCCCAGCCGACGUCUGCUACAAUCACUGCUUCAGCAUCAUCUUCAAAGUUUGUUUCCCAAUCGUCUUCUCCCACAACGGCUUCUUCCCCAUCAUCCUCAACGCCUGUUGCUCAGACGACAUCUGCUACAAUCACUCCUUCAACGUCCUCAUCAGCCGUCACACAAUCUUCAACGCCUGUCGUCCAGCUACAAUCACUCCUACAACAUCAUCUAUCAUCCUCAACGCCUGUUGCCCAGCCGACGUCUGCUACAAUCACUGCUUCAGCAUCAUCUUCAAAGUUUGUUUCCCAAUCGUCUUCUCCAACAACGGCUUCUUCCCCAUCAUCCUCAACGCCUGUUGCUCAGACGACAUCUGCUACAAUCACUGCUUCAACAUCCUCAUCAGCCGUCACACAAUCUUCAACGCCUGUCGUCCAGGUGACGUCUGCUUCAAUCACUGCUUCAGCAUCAUCGUCAACCAUGACACAAUCUUCAAUCACCUGUUCUCCAAUCCACGUCAGCUACAAUCACUUCUACAACAUCAUCGUCAGCUGUCACACAAUCUUCAAUACCUGUUGUCCAGUCGGCGUCACGUCUGCUACAAUCACUGCUUCAGCAUCAUCUUCAAAGUUUGUUUCCCAAUCGUCUUCUCCCACAACGGCUUCUUCCCCAUCAUCCUCAACGCCUGUUGCUCAGACGACGUCUGCCGCCAUCGCUGCUUCAGCAUCAUCGUCAACUGUAACACAAUCUACAACGCCUGUUGCCCAGCCGACG
This is a messenger RNA of Haliotis rubra (blacklip abalone), 2952 nucleotides long. Its product is annotated as serine-rich adhesin for platelets-like. The transcript is spliced from 9 exons. Lineage: Eukaryota; Metazoa; Mollusca; Gastropoda; Lepetellida; Haliotidae. The record is from RefSeq and is a predicted model, not a curated record. The annotation marks the transcript as partial.